Messenger RNA from Dunckerocampus dactyliophorus (ringed pipefish), 6122 nucleotides. RefSeq names its product collagen, type IV, alpha 4 (gene col4a4). Gene Ontology annotation, molecular function: extracellular matrix structural constituent. The transcript is spliced from 47 exons. Gene Ontology annotation, cellular component: basement membrane; collagen trimer. The record is from RefSeq and is a predicted model, not a curated record. Bases 200 to 5179 code for a protein of 1659 amino acids. NCBI's taxonomy places the organism in Eukaryota, Metazoa, Chordata, Actinopteri, Syngnathiformes, Syngnathidae.
CUGGCGCCCGUGAUGCUCCGGCACGAGUAGCUCAGAGUCUUUUUUGGCGACAUGAAGGUCGAGUGACGCCGCAGAGCAGCGCCACAACUUCAGCAUCAAAGGGUCGUCACUGGCUGGCAAUCAGCUGGAGGGUGGAGGCGGCUUGAGCGGAGCUUCUCAUGAGCAGCAGACAAGGUGCUGCUUGACCUGCGGAAACAACAUGAGACUAAGGUACUUCCUGAUGCUCUUGACCACCUCCACUGUUCUUGGGGGCGACCACACCGAGCGGUGCGGAGGGCGGGACUGUUCCACCUGUCAGUGCUUUCCAGCCAAGGGAGCGAUGGGGGACCCUGGGCCUCUUGGUGGACAGGGACCUCAGGGACCCCCAGGCUUCCCAGGCUCUCAAGGUUCUCCAGGAGAGAAAGGCAAGCGAGGGGAUGAAGGUCCAGCAGGAUCUCCGGGACCCAAAGGAGACAGGGGAACUGUUGGUGUUCCUGGCUUUCCUGGUCUAGAGGGAGUCCCGGGUCACCCGGGCCCAGGCGGCGGGCCUGGAUUUCCAGGUGUGGACGGAUGUAACGGGACUAGAGGGAGGCAAGGAGCUCCUGGACUUCCUGGAGAGGAAGGACCCAGCGGCGAAGUGGGUUUUCCAGGACCAAAGGGAUUUGCAGGAGAGGCAACGUUGUACUUCAUCCAGUACCCUGGAGUCCCUGGUGACGCCGGCUUUAGUGGACUUCCUGGUCUACAGGGUAAACAGGGUCCUCCUGGUCCGAGUGGAUUUAUGGGUCCUGCUGGUCCUGAGGGAGUAAAUGGUUUCCUCGGCCUGUCAGGUUCCAGAGGUCUGCCUGGUGAACGAGGUCGAUCGGUGGCGGGCCAGAAAGGAGAUGAGGGAGAACAAGGCUUCCAGGGGCCUCCAGGGCCGUUUGAGUAUGUUGAUCCCCCAGAGGACUUUUACAUCAAAGGAGAGCAGGGUCAAGCAGGCCCUAAAGGUGUGUGUGGACGUCAUGGCCUGCCUGGUUUGGAUGCGCUUCCUGGCAUCAAGGGAGAGAAAGGGAUUGUGGGACUUCCUGGACCCAGAGGAUUGGCUGGACGACCUGGUGUCUCUGGUAACAAAGGAGUGAAGGGGAUUGCAGGAAGUCCAGGUCUUCCAGGACUGAUUGGACGUGAAGGCCCAAAGGGCAUGAUGGGAGGUCCCGGUUUCAAAGGCCUCCCUCAGGAUUUUGUUGUCACACAUUCAGGUGACGCUGGAGAACCAGGGACGCCAGGACUGGCGGGUCCUCCAGGAGAUCGUGGCUUAAUGGGACCCCCCGGGCGGCAAGGGCCCCCUGGCAGAGCCAUACCUGGACUGCCAGGUGUGGUAGGAACAAGGGGGAGUCCAGGUACCUCUGGUGACAAAGGAGAUCCAGGUCAGCUUUACACAUAUCAACCAUUGCCUGGGGAACCUGGAAUACCUGGACGCCCUGGACCCAAAGGACUGAAAGGACUGCCAGGAAGGCCAGGCUAUUACUGUCUUCCCGGAACCCCAGGAGUGUCUGGAGAACCUGGUGAACAGGGGGCCCCAGGGUCCCCAGGGUUCCAAGGAUUCAAGGGUCGCCAAGGCGAAUGUUCCUGUGGUCCUUCAGUUGUAGUGAGGGGCGCCCCAGGCCCAGCUGGUGAACCUGGGUUGUUGGGAUACCAAGGAUUGCCUGGAGCCCAGGGGCCAAGAGGGGAGAAAGGCUUAGCAGGAGACACUGGAGGGAAUGGACAACAGGGCCUGGGUGGCUUACCGGGUGUCAAAGGGUUCAAAGGUCAAAAAGGAGACUUCAUUGUGGUGGAUAUUAAAGGUGAGAAGGGCAACAGGGGUGAGCCAGGUCCUUCUGGUAGACAAGGUUUCACAGGGAGAAGGGGUCAGGAUGGGCUACCAGGACUCCCUGGAAGCUCUGGAGCCAAGGGAGAAAGUGACGCCAGUUAUCCUGGGGAUCAAGGCUUUCCAGGUCCCUCAGGUCCCAAAGGACUACCAGGACCAACCGGCCUCCGGGGAUCAGAUGUGGUUGGUGCAAUAGGAAAACAGGGGGACCCAGGCGCUCCAGGGGCCCCAGGUUUCCCUGGCCCUCCUGGCCCGAAAGGUGUUAAAGGUGAAACUCUUCCUUGUGUACCUAGAAACCCUGGAGCACCGGGAGAGAAGGGAGAGACCGGCGAUAGAGGCCGCAGAGGACUUCCUGGUCCACCUGGUUUCAAUGGAAUCACAGGACCUGAUGGACCUAAAGGAGAAAAAGGACAGUCUGGACUUACUGGACCUCCUGGACGACCAGGACCACCAGGUUUUGUUGGAGAUAUUGGAGAUGAAGGACCUGAGGGAUUCAGUUUUGCUGGAGAGCCAGGUUCUCCGGGUGUACCUGGCACUCCUGGACUGAGAGGACCAGCUGGGGACUCCUAUGUAGGCCCCUCAGGACCUGUUGGCUUUCCAGGGCAACCGGGCUCUAUGGGACCUAAAGGAGUCCCAGGCCAACCUGGCAAACAGGGUUUCCCAGGUAUCACAGGUCUGCCUGGAGGUCCAGGGCCAAAGGGCCAAAGGGGACAGGACGGGGCACCUGGCAACAUUGGUCCCCCAGGCCCUAUCUCUGAUCUCUGCGAUUUUGGAAAGCCUGGUCCUGCAGGCCCUCCUGGUCCACAAGGAAUCAUCGGCCCCACAGGUUGUUCGGGGGAGAAAGGUGACAUGGGAGAGCCAGGAUCUCCAGGUUAUGGCCCCCGUGGCCCUGUGGGUAAACCAGGGUCUCCAGGUUUUCCUGGGUACCCAGGACUUCAGGGCCCCCUUGGCCCCAGUGGAGACUCUGGAUAUCCAGGGUGGGAUGGCCAAAAAGGUCUGAUGGGACCACCUGGUAACAGUGGUGUCCCAGGGGCCCAAGGAUUAGUUGGGGUCCCUGGAUGCCCUGGGAGGAAAGGUGAGAGAGGAACAAAUGGUCAAGAUGGAGCUCCAGGAUGUGAAGGCCCCAAAGGAGAGAAAGGCUUAAAGGGGACCCAAGGACCUCCUGGGGUGACACUGGUUGUCCCCAUCAAAGGUGUGAGAGGAAAACAAGGCCUCCCCAGUUUCAGUGGCUUCCCUGGUUCACGAGGAAAUAAGGGGUCACAAGGUCCUGUUGGAAAGCCUGGGUAUCCAGGCAUUGAUAUGCCCCCGGGAAUAAUCGGGUCCCCGGGUCCUCCUGGACGUUCUGGCAAACCGGGGAUUUCUGGAGCUAAUGGGCCUCCUGGACCUUCUGGCUUCAUUGGCUUCCCUGGUGAAACAGGAGACCCAGGUGACCCAGGAUCCCCUGGGAAGUCUGGUGAAGUCGGAUAUCGAGGACAUACUGGACCCAAAGGUGAUCAAGGAGAGUCUGUUAGUGGUUGUGGUUUACCUGGGGACAAGGGACCGCCUGGAGAAUCUGGACCUCCAGGUGCGCUUGGACUUCAAGGCGAUACUGGAGCAUUGGGUUUCAUUGGCGGUACAGGCCAGAGAGGGUGCAAAGGAGAUCCAGGACAGCCUGGGGAACAGGGACCAGCAGGUGUGAUUGGACCCCCAGGUCCUAGAGGUCGCCCAGGGGUUCCAGGUCUCCCUGGAAAUGCAGGUGCUGAUGGUCCCCCUGGACCCCAGGGCUUCUCCGGACUCCAAGGCCCUCCGGGACCACUUGGACUUCAUGGCCUGGAUGGACUGAAGGGAGUGAAAGGAGAUAUUGGUACUAGAGGUCUCAGUGUUCCAGGUCCUCCAGGUUCUCAAGGUCUUCCAGGAGAUAAAGGACCCCCUGGUCCUCCAGGUCCACAAGGUUCAUCACAACCCGGGCCUCCAGGACCCAAAGGCCCUCAAGGAUCUAAAGGGCCACAAGGACUAGUUGGCGCAUCAGGAGAAUCUGGACCUGACUGUAAAAGUCCUCCCCCAGGGGUCCUCGGAGAUCCUGGUGACCCUGGACCAGAUGGCAAGCCAGGUUAUCCUGGUGACAUGGGGGAGUCAGGACCUAACCCUCCAGUACCUGGGGACGAUGGGGACAAUGGAGACACAGGAUGCCCUGGCACAAAGGGAGAAAAAGGAUUUCCAGGGACCAAAGGAUUACCAGGCAUACGUGGACUUCCAGGGCCCAAAGGUGAACGGGGUUCUCCAGGCCUGAUGGGGUUACCUGGAAACCGAGGCCCUGGAGGUUGGCCAGGACAAGCUGGACCUCCUGGAUCUCCGGGCUGUACUGGGCUGGUGGGCUCAAAGGGGGAGAUGGGCAGAGUUUUUCCUUGCCCCACUUACCCUUCCCCCCCACAGGGCCCUCCAGGACCCCCUGGGCUACCCGGUCGACCAGGAAGUGCUGGUGUGCAGGGAGACAUCGGUCUCCAGGGACUCAAAGGUAAGAAGGGGGACGUUGGGUGUCUAGGACCACAAGGGCCUGAGGGGCCACCGGGUUCUGAAGGAGAGCCAGGUCGACAAGGCCUGCAGGGAGAGAGUGGGUUGGUGGGAGCCAAAGGUGAUCCUGGUUUUACUGGUGACCGCGGACCUCCUGGACCAUCAAAAUCAUUCAACGCAGGCUUCCUGAUGGUCAUGCACAGUCAGUCCAAAACAAUUCCUUCAUGUCCACAGGAGAUGAGGGUUCUGUGGGUCGGAUACAGUCUGCUGUACCUGGAAGGCCAGGAGAAGGCACACACUCAGGACCUGGGUCAGGCGGGUUCAUGUAUGCGAGUCUUUUCCACCAUGCCCUUCGCUUCCUGCAACAUGGGAACCUGCUCGUACGCCAGUCGCAACGACAAGUCUUAUUGGCUGUCGACAACGGCUGCCGUUCCCACCAUGCCUGUGGGCGGAGCCUCCAUCGAAGACCACAUCAGCCGCUGUGUGGUUUGUGAAGCCCCUUCUGCCCCUGUUGCACUACACAGUCAAUCAUCCACCCAGCCAGAGUGCCCCCCCAACUGGAGGAGCCUGUGGACCGGAUACUCCUUCCUCAUGCAUACGGGUGCAGGUGAUGAAGGCGGCGGUCAGUCUCUGACAUCAUCGGGAAGUUGCCUGGCGGACUUCCGGGCGCAGCCUUUUGUGGAGUGUCAGGGGCCUCGAGGAACGUGCCACUACUUCGCAAACAUCUACAGCUUCUGGCUGACCACCAUGGACUCUUCUAAGCCAUCGUCCGACACAUCUUGGUCGUCGAGCACAGUGAUGAUGGAGGCUUGGCAGCAGAGGAACAACAUUGGUCGAUGUAACGUCUGCAUGAAAAAGAGCGAGUGAGGGAGGUCGCCAGCCCGAGAGGGACAGAGCGCCUCCUCUGUGGCGUCACAUGACGCCGACCACCUGGCUGGAUCAGUUCACACCUGCUGGAGGGAACCGCACGCCACCACUUGACCACGCCUCCUGCACAUGUUCACUACAUGCGUGUAGACUUUUUCCAAGACUAAACCAGUGGUCAAAGCUUUCAACGAAACGUGACAACUCUCACUGCCCAGAAUAUUCUGUUGUAUGAAGACGGAAAUUUGGAGCAAAAACUUUUAGUUUAGGACCACACACAUACACACAUCAUCAUUGAAUUUGCAAAUACAUACACUAUGAAUAAUAAUAAAUUAAAAUUUAACUAUCUUUUGAAUUUCCUGUUCUCGGUGCAUUUCAUUUACCUGUCAUACAAGUCUAAAAAAACGGUCACCACUGUGCAUAAAAACAAAACAAUGUUCUCGCCCUUAACUUUGAUGAUGAGGGAUGACCGUGGUGAGGAAGACGGCCUCAGGCGAGGUACAAUGAAUCGGUUAGGCCCUAGACCGACGGUCAUCCAUUAUUAGUUGAAUUCUUUGAAUGGGGACACAUUGUACUCAACACACUCACUGAAAAAGUACUCAUGUCAGAGUCAACAAUUGAGUCAGUGAUCCUGAGUCAUUGAUGUAAAAGUCCAAGUAGAGCCUAAAGUCAUCAAAAUUGUGCCUUAAGUCCACAACAUAUCAGAAAAGACAAUGAUCACUGAUUUCCAAAGUCAAAGCUGUUAUGUGCGAAUAUCUUGUUUUGCCUACAACACAAAGAUCAUAGGUCUGCUUUCAUGAAGAAGAAAAUUUAAAAAUAUUCACAUUUGAGAGGCUGAAAUCAGAGGAUGUUUACAUUUUUAAAUAAAAUAAUCAAAUACCAACUUGCUUGCUGCUGUAACAAGUGAAUUUCCCUGCUGUGGGAUAAAUAAAGUACAAUACAAUAC